AUGGAUAUUAAGAAGAUGCGUGAGGUUAUUUCGGUGCAUAUUGGACAAGCUGGUGUACAAAUUGGUAGUGCAUGUUGGGAGCUAUUUUGUUUGGAACAUGGCAUUCAACCAAAUGGUCAACUGGGUUCGGAAACAGAUGAAUCAGUCAAGAGUAACACGGCAUCACUUACGACAUUCUUCUCUGAAACCGCUAGUGGACAUUAUGUUCCACGUGCUUUGCUUGCUGACUUGGAACCAACUGUUGUAGAUGUGGUUCGUACCGGAAAAUACAAGGAUUUAUUCCAUCCGCAACAAAUGGUAACCGGUCGUGAGGAUGCAGCAAAUAAUUAUGCUCGUGGACAUUAUUCAAUUGGGAAGGAUAUGAUUGAUUUGGUUAUGGAUCGUAUCCGUCGUUUGGCCGAGAAUUGUGGUGGUUUACAAGGAUUUAUGCUGUUUCAUUCGUUUGGUGGUGGUACCGGUUCCGGUUUUACAUCACUACUAAUGGAACGUUUAACGAUUGAUUAUGGGAAAAAAAGCAAGCUGGAAUUUUCGAUCUAUCCAGCACCACAAGUUUCAACAUCGGUUGUUGAACCGUAUAAUUCGGUUCUUACAACUCAUGGUACUCUUGAGCAUGUCGAUUGCUCAUUCAUUGUGGAUAAUGAAGCAAUUUAUGAUCUAUGCCAUCGUAAUUUGAACGUUGAUCGUCCAUCCUAUCCAAAUCUGAAUCGUCUUAUCGCUCAGGUUGUUUCAUCAAUCACGGCUUCAUUGCGUUUUGAUGGAGCGCUAAACGUCGAUCUGAUGGAGUUCCAGACUAACUUGGUACCGUAUCCGCGUGUUCAUUUCCCGCUGGUAACAUAUGCUCCUGUGGUUUCCAUGGAUAAAGCAUGUCAUGAAUCUCUUUCGGUUAUGGAUAUCACCAGAGAUUGUUUUGACACUCCCAAUCAAAUGGUGAAAUGUGAUCCAUCGAAGGGUAAAUACAUGUCGGUUUGCCUUUUGUACCGCGGUAAUGUCACACCGAAUGAUGUUAAUGAAGCGAUUAGUGCUGUCCGCCAGCGUCGACAGAUCAAUUUCGUGGGUUGGUGUCCAACUGGUUUCAAGAUUGGUGUUAACAAUGAGCCACCUACAGUGGUACCGGAUGGUGAUCUUGCACCUGUACCGCGUGCACUUUGCAUGCUAGCCAAUACAACGGCUAUUGCUGAGGCUUGGGCUCGUUUGGAUAUCAAAUUCGAUCUGAUGUUCUCGAAACGUGCCUUUGUACAUUGGUUUGUUGGUGAGGGUAUGGAGGAAGGUGAAUUUAGCGAGGCACGUGAAGACUUGGCCGUUCUUGAAAAGGACUACGAAGAGGUUGCUAUGGAUGAGAUUGAGGAGCCGUAUUAUGAUUAUGGUUACUGAAGUGGUACCGUAAAAAGUGAUUAAAUUUUUAUUCGUUCUAGCUUUUCUCUGUAUUUUUAGGCAUAACCAUAAUCAUCCCUAUUCUUCUUCCAUAUCUCACAAC
Messenger RNA from Loa loa (African eye worm), 1474 nucleotides. RefSeq names its product tubulin alpha chain. The transcript is spliced from 8 exons. Gene Ontology annotation, cellular component: microtubule; cytoplasm. Bases 1 to 1371 code for a protein of 456 amino acids. Gene Ontology annotation, molecular function: structural constituent of cytoskeleton; GTP binding. NCBI's taxonomy places the organism in Eukaryota, Metazoa, Nematoda, Chromadorea, Rhabditida, Onchocercidae. Gene Ontology annotation, biological process: mitotic cell cycle; microtubule cytoskeleton organization. The record is from RefSeq and is a predicted model, not a curated record.